Molecule: messenger RNA, 498 nt
Organism: Rotaria sp. Silwood1
Lineage: Eukaryota; Metazoa; Rotifera; Eurotatoria; Philodinida; Philodinidae
Source: the annotation of a GenBank genome assembly
AUGUAUUAUGCGAACAUGAAUAUCAUUAAUCAUAAUAAAUCAAGUAGCAGUGAACAGAAAUCAUCAUUUGUACGAGAUGUUUCAAAUCAAACCUUUGACAUUACAAAAGAUUUUCAAGAAGAUAACGAUGAUAAUCAAAAUAGAUUCCCUGAUACAACGUCAGCUCAAAUAUUAACAAAGAAUGAACAACAUGUUAAACGAGAGAAUAUGAUUGACAAGUCUAAAACCAACAUCAUUGAUCAAACAUUAAUACAUAGUAAUUUAAUUGUUCGUGCAAAUAAUUUAGAAAGAUCAAACAGAAAACAUGUUUUAAUUAAUAUUCAUCCAGAAAUACGAACAAGUUCUCAUCAACGACCAAACCAUUCUAUUGUAGCUUCUGCACUUGCUAUUAUACUGUUAAUUAUUAUUAUCACGACUAUCGUAUAUAUUGUCAUUAUUAUAGUAAAAAAAGUACCUCAUAUUAAUUCAUUAUCAUUUUACAAACCUCCACGUUUAUGA